AUGCGCGAGUUUAUGUGGGUUGAAGCUGAGAAAAGGCGGUUGCACGACGAGUGGCGGAAUGCGAAUGCUGUAAAAUUGUGCGAAGAGGCUUUCUGGGAGUACUCGGGAUUUUGGUUGGCAAAUUUUGGCAUCGGCAGACCACCGAAAAAGCUGAGCCCGUUCAUCGGAAUGUCCAGCGAAGAGGACUGGCCAUCGCAGCGAUUUCGCGAUCAUGUCAUCAAUAGAUUAGAGCCCGAGUUGGCACGCAAUCGUCAGAAUGCUCCAAAUCUACCCGUGCCCGGUGAUGCUCGACAGGUCGAAGAAUACGUUUUCCAAAAAUGUGUCUCCAAAGAUGAAUACAUGCGCACGAUUGCAAAGGUGAUAAAUGCAAUCAAUUGCAACAGCAAAUCAGCGGCCGUGCCUCCAGUCCUUCAGCCAGCUCCAUUCCCGUCACCCGGACAAACCCCACAGUCUCAACAAUCACAGGGACAACAGGGCACACCAAAUCCACAGUACCGUGCUGGUGUCCCUCCAGACCCACAACCAACACAGGCUCGUCAACAACAGAAUGGACCCACAGGUAUUGGCACUCCACCAUCGGCUCCUGCUCCCCUCCCUUCACAAAAUGCUCAUCAGACCAAUCAGACAACCAUGGGACAACCACCUCCACAAAUGAGCAGCGCGCAGCCGCAAAACCCGAUGAAUCAAAACUUCGGACCGGCACCUGGCAGUGGCUACAAUCCAAGCAUGUUAAAUCAGCAACAAGGUGGCUACAAUCAACCAACCUAUCAACCAAAUAUGGUCAAAAGAGAGCCGCCAAUGACGCCUGGUCCACAGUAUCCGAGCCCGAUGGGUGGGAUGAGACAAAUAGAUGUACAAGGAAGACACUAUCCAACCACGGCUGCACCACAUCAAGGAUAUGGAAUGGAUCCAAAUUAUGGACCGGGACAUGGUGGAAGCGUACUUGAGAGCCUCAUCAAUACUCCUCAGGGAGGGAAUUUUCAAAAUCAAAGCAUGAUGGGCGGACAUCCAGAUGGACGAAUGCAACAACAACAUCCUGGCAUGGGUAUGCCCGGUGGACCGAUUGGUGCUCAAGGGCAUUUGGGGGGUCAAGAAAUGAACAAUGAGCAAGCACAAUACCAGAUGAAACUCAACACACUCAAGCCAUAUUGCCACAAUUUGAGAAUUCGUUCUCAACAAUGCAGACUUGAAGGGAAUUUGGAUGCUGCAGGGAAACUAGAGACGAUGCUUGGUGUGUUGGAGGGUCGACGAGUGGUCUCGUUGGAAUAUUUAUCGAAUCUCGAGUCAUGGAUUCACAAGAAAGCCGACUUCCUUAAUCGCGGUGUGAUGACCUCGUCGACGGGAGGGACGCCCGGCUCUCGAGGUUCACCCCUCACUGCCACUCAACCACCGCCACUGCAACCGAUGGGAUCACAAAGUGCACCGUUCGGCGCACCACCACUUCAGCAGCAACCACCCAUGGCCGCUCAGCCCAGAGUACAACCAUCAAUGAUGAGCCCGGGUACAGGACCACCACAAGGAAUCGAUCCAAUGGUGAUGCACGAUCCGAUGCAACAUCCUGGCUAUGGCUAUGGAAUGGGCGGACCAGGCGGCCCACCAAUGUGGGCUCCACCAAAUCAACAUCCAAUGAUGAUGCAGCAACAAUUCGCACCACAUCAAAUGGGUGCCGGCGGUGGCCCGAUGCAUGGUGGUUACCGGGGAGAACACGUCGAGCACCACAGACCGUACCCAAUACAAAGACCGACUCACAUGCAAGCCCAAAUAGGUCAACCACAAGGAAUGCCACCUCAACAAGGACUACCCCAACAAGGACCACCAUCGCUUUCUGUUUAUGUGAUGCCCUCUUCGUCACCACUCUCGACAUCUUCUCUACCCACUCCACCGUGCCCAAUCCCUUCAAAUCAGUCGAACAAUCAUCAAAUUCAAAAUCAGGGUCAAUCACAAGAUGAGACUUUCUACGGUUUGGUCGACGAUUUCUUGCCGACUCCACUCGACACUCCACAAGGCCCUCCACCACCGAAUGCUCAACAACGUCACAAUGCUCACCGGGGAUCGGGAAUGCUGUCGGAAACAGCACGCAACGAGUUGGCACAUCUGUCUAGUCGAUUUGAAACCGAUUUCAACCAAAUUGAGAGUCACGAUGGAAACACAGUAAUCGUCAAGAUAAAACUGAAGUCUCAUAAUGUGCCACUAUUGCGUCUGGUUGUGCCAAUUCACUAUCCAAAUGGAAUGAUUUCAGUUGAUCGAGCAGCGCUUGAUAUUGACGCCUACUUCUAUGAUGAUUUGCAAAACGCGGUUCACGAGCGUUUAGCGGCGCCUGGUUUACGAACGAUCACGCAAUUCCUCGAAACAUGGGAAAGCACAGUACGUCAAUUCUACAUGAUGAACACAGCGCCUCAAUCAGGCACAUUCGAUGACCUCUUUUCGACUUAUGAUAACAUCAUCUCC
Mesorhabditis belari is the source of this 2448-nucleotide messenger RNA. The record is from the annotation of a GenBank genome assembly. NCBI's taxonomy places the organism in Eukaryota, Metazoa, Nematoda, Chromadorea, Rhabditida, Rhabditidae.